Daldinia childiae is the source of this 1014-nucleotide messenger RNA. Its product is annotated as D-arabinitol 2-dehydrogenase [ribulose-forming]. The transcript is spliced from 3 exons. Lineage: Eukaryota; Fungi; Ascomycota; Sordariomycetes; Xylariales; Hypoxylaceae. The record is from RefSeq and is a predicted model, not a curated record. Gene Ontology annotation, molecular function: oxidoreductase activity, acting on NAD(P)H, oxygen as acceptor. Gene Ontology annotation, cellular component: intracellular anatomical structure. The coding region runs from base 1 to 1014 and encodes 337 amino acids.
AUGUCGAACCUUGCACCAAGAAUAUCUCGAGCUGCCCCUUCAGUGGGAAGACUCGCCCGCGCCACGCCGCGUGUAACACCCCCAUGCGGAAUCACAGCCAGAGCAACAGGAAUAGCAGCCUGUAGGUUACCUGCUCGCCAGGAACCAGCACGGCGGUCUUUUCACAACACUACGGCCAAUGCUACCAAGGUGGACCUAACUCAGAGCAGCCCCCCAGGAAUAUUGCCUGAGUUCAGCUUAAAAGACAAGGUCAUUGUCGUCUCUGGCGGAGCACAAGGGCUGGGCCUAGUACAGACAGAAGCUCUCCUAGAAGCAGGCGCGAGAGUACACGUCUUCGACAGACAACCCCAACCUGGCGCCGGCUCAUCUUUUGAAAAAGUAGCGCGCCGAGCCAAGGAGGAACUGGGCGCCUCGCUAAGCUACCACCAAGUCGACGUCCUGGAGGAACCCGACAAACUUCACAAGAUCACCGCAGAUAUCGUCGCUAAGGAGGGACACGUCGACGGGUUGAUCGCGGCUGCUGGUAUCCAGCAGGAAACUCCGGCCUUGGAUUAUACUGCUGAGGACUCGAACCGCAUGUUAGGAGUCAACGUCACAGGCGCACUCAUGACAGCGCAAGCCGUGGCGAAACACAUGUACCAGAACGACACGCCCGGAAGCAUAGUGUUAAUUGCCAGCAUGAGCGGCACCGUAGCAAACCGCGGCCUGAUCUGCCCCGUAUACAACGCCUCCAAAGCCGCCGUAAUCCAGCUAGGCCGCAACCUAGCGAUGGAAUGGGGCGUCAAGAACAUCCGCGUGAACACCAUCUCGCCGGGCUACAUCGUGACGGAGAUGGUGCAGAAGCUGUUUGAGAAGUUCCCCGACCGCGCCAUCGAGUGGCCCAAGCAGAACAUGCUGAACAAGCUCAGCAAACCCGAGGACUACCGCGGCGCGGCUGUCUUCCUGCUCAGCGACGCCAGCCGCUUUAUGACUGGCGCGGAUCUGCGUAUUGACGGUGGGCACGCUGCUUGGUAG